UUCUUUAUGCAUUUCCUGGUUCUGGAGCGUUUUUAUGACGCCGAUGUUCCUGCGACGAAACGUAUUUUAUACACAGCGGCCUGUGCGUUCAGUUCUACGCUGUAAUUUUUUUGUCUUUGGUGGAGAUUUUGUCUCUGCAAAUCAUCACCAACAUGAAACUCGUACGCUUUUUGAUGAAACUCAGCCACGAGACUGUGACCAUUGAGCUGAAGAAUGGCACCCAGGUCCAUGGAACAAUCACAGGUGUGGAUGUGAGUAUGAACACUCAUCUGAAGGCGGUAAAGAUGACUCUGAAGAACCGUGAGCCCACCCAGCUGGAGAGCCUCAGUAUCCGUGGGAACAACAUCAGAUACUUCAUCCUGCCGGACAGCCUGCCGCUGGACACUCUGCUGGUCGACAUAGAACCCAAGGUCAAGAGCAAGAAGAGAGAGGCUGUGGCUGGGCGUGGAAGGGGCAGAGGAAGAGGGCGUGGCAGGGGGAGAGGCCGAGGCAGGGGAGGCCCCAGGAGAUGAUCGCCAUGACUACGCGGCUAUCAGUCAUAUCCUAUUGUUUGUACAACAACGUUUUUGUUUUGUCAUUUUUCUGAGGAAACAUUUGUGAAUCCCGAGCCUGACUUGUUUCUUAUUUUGUAUAUUAAAGAUGUUCCACAUGAACAGAA
This is a messenger RNA of Oncorhynchus keta (chum salmon), 658 nucleotides long. Its product is annotated as small nuclear ribonucleoprotein Sm D1. The transcript is spliced from 4 exons. The record is from RefSeq and is a predicted model, not a curated record. Bases 153 to 512 code for a protein of 119 amino acids. Gene Ontology annotation, biological process: spliceosomal snRNP assembly; RNA processing. NCBI's taxonomy places the organism in Eukaryota, Metazoa, Chordata, Actinopteri, Salmoniformes, Salmonidae. Gene Ontology annotation, cellular component: precatalytic spliceosome; U5 snRNP; SMN-Sm protein complex. Gene Ontology annotation, molecular function: RNA binding.